GCACUGACGCUUGUUGUUGUUGUUAUUGAACUGGUCGUUAUGGCUGAACGAGGCCUCGGACUUAACUGAGAGAGGACCCCCGCCUCGGGACGACCCGCCAUCCAUGGAGGGCACAGACAUGGACGUGGACGCAGAGCUCAUGCAGAAAUUCAGCUGCAUGGGCACCACGGACAAGGACGUCCUCAUCUCGGAGUUCCAGAGGCUGCUGGGCUUCCAGCUCAACCCGGCCGGCUGCGCCUUCUUCCUGGACAUGACCAACUGGAACCUUCAGGCUGCUAUUGGUGCAUAUUAUGACUUUGAAAGCCCCAGUGUCAACACACCAUCCAUGUCCUUUGUUGAAGAUGUGACAAUUGGUGAGGGAGAGUCUGUUCCUCCGGACACACUGUUCACAAAGACCUGGAGAAUACAAAACACAGGCGGAGAGUCAUGGCCGCCAGGUGUUUGUCUGAAAUACAUUGGAGGGGAUCAGUUUGGGCAUGUAAACUCGGUUAUGGUGAAGUCUCUAGACCCCCAGGAAAUUUCAGAUGUGAGUGUACAGAUGAGAAGUCCUACAAACCCAGGCAUGUACCAGGGCCAGUGGAGGAUGUGCACAGCAGCCGGGUUGUUCUAUGGAGAUGUGAUCUGGGUGAUUCUUAGCGUAGAAGUCGGCGGUCUACUCGGCGUCACUCAGCAGCUUUCUUCCUUUGAGACGGAAUUCAACACGCAACCGCAGCGCAACGUGCAGGGGGAUUUCAACCCGUUCGCCUCGCCGCAGAAGAACAAGCAUGAUGCCACUGACAGCAGCUUCAGAGACCCCGGAGGAGCCUGGGAGCGCACACAAGAGCCAAUCCAGCAAGAUCAGAACGGACUGUCUCAUAAUGCUGUAAAUAGGGCGUCAAACGGUCUCCAAACAAAUCUUUCUGUGGUAACUUAUGGCCAGGGUAUUCAUGGUCCCUAUCCGUUUGGAAAGAGCUAGAAAGACAAAGACCCCCCCACCCCCAUGAUGAAAGAUGAGCUCUAACAUCAUGGGAAUCCUUAAGAGCAGAGGAGUUGGAGGGGGGAGGAACUGAUAUUUUCUUUUUUUUUGUUGUUUUUUUAUGGACUCAUGACAACUCUCCCUGAAACCUUUAUGGACCUUUCAACAGACAAACAACAGUGACCUGAUGGGUCACAUGUACUGCAGUGAAACAUCCGACCUGACAUGGAUUCACACGUGUGAAUGCUUCGUUUAAGAGUGCUUUAAACCUCUAAAGAUGGAUACACAAUAAUAUUUUUAUUUUAACUUGUAAGACAUGCCUAAUUAAGGAGAAAAUCCCCCUAAAAAAACCCGACAUGCAUCUGCUACUCCCAUGGGCAGCUGAGUCUCUCCUUUGAAUUCUCAAAAAACUGUUUAAUAUUAUGCUCAAGAAUUGGCAACAAUAAUGUGUCAUUUUAAGUGUUUUCACAUGGGUUAAGACAACAAAGUAUCUUUUAUAAGCAGCAACAUUCUAAUUUUAUUAAACUUUGAUUGAAAAGUUGUUUAGUAGAAGUUCUCAACCAUGUCUUUUGUUGUCGUCCAAAAGCUACAGCAUUCUGAUUUGGUGACAAAUGAAGGGUUAGUCCAUUAGUGAAGCUCAAGACAGCCAGUAACUGGCUUUCAUCAUUUUAAGUCUGCCAUUCUUAGUUCAAGUGAAGUGCCCAUUUGAUCUUUUCAAAUUUAGCCUUUAGAGAGAAAAUCUUAAGCAUAUUUGGCCUGUUUAAGCAUUUUUAAAAUGGAGAUUAACAAAUUUCGUUCAACAUUUGCUGAUCCAAUAUGUGACCUUUGAAUUGUAACACUUUGGUUGUGUAGAUAUGUUUUGAUCUGAAGGAAUAUGUUUUUAAUUAGUCUCAUACAUGAAGAUUUUGGCAUUUCAGUUAUUGUUAUUUCUUGGGAAGGAAUCAGUGAAAAACUUCCCAUGCUGCAACACUAAACAUUGUCACACUAUCUAGGAUCCUUAUCAAUGAGCUGGUCUUCAGUAUCAGUUAUUUUGUCUGUAUAUUCCUAACUACUCCCAAAGAUACAACCCAGAGAGCCAAAACACUAACUAUCAAGCAUCACAAUGUGAUUCUGCCCAGUUCAGUUUGCAUGGGGCAGUGUGCGGUUUCUAUGGCGGGUUUUCACCUUAAACAGAUGCUGAAGUGCAAAAAGGAUGGAAGUGAGUGAGUGGGAAGGGUUAAAAAAGCCAUUUAAAUCUAUUUUGCCUGGUGAGUGACUGUAGUUUGAGUCCAUGUGUACAGGAUGUGUAGUAAAUAUAAAAUGUAUGCGCGAGCUUGCCUGUUGUGUAUGUAUCUCAAUGGUUUCUCCCUGGAUUUAACUGACAUAAAAAUAGUGUAUACUACUUGAGUAAAGGAUGAAUGGACACAUACAUGUCAUUAUAGAGAGAGCUUUAAACGUAAUGUACCUCAGAAGUAUUUUUUGGGUGAUCUAUUUGGAUGAUUUUGCCACAAGUACCCUGAUGUUAUUUAUUUCAUGUCUUUUUGUGC
Molecule: messenger RNA, 2481 nt
Organism: Poecilia latipinna (sailfin molly)
Lineage: Eukaryota; Metazoa; Chordata; Actinopteri; Cyprinodontiformes; Poeciliidae
Gene: ilrun
Product: inflammation and lipid regulator with UBA-like and NBR1-like domains
Exons: 5
Coding region: 104-955 (283 amino acids)
Biological process (GO): macroautophagy
Cellular component (GO): phagophore assembly site
Molecular function (GO): ubiquitin binding
Source: RefSeq, a predicted model, not a curated record